Molecule: messenger RNA, 3926 nt
Organism: Antechinus flavipes (yellow-footed antechinus)
Lineage: Eukaryota; Metazoa; Chordata; Mammalia; Dasyuromorphia; Dasyuridae
Gene: DRC11L
Product: IQ motif containing with AAA domain 1 like
Exons: 18
Coding region: 1-2526 (841 amino acids)
Molecular function (GO): ATP binding; ATP hydrolysis activity; protein binding
Source: RefSeq, a predicted model, not a curated record
AUGGAGGUGACUGCCCGCGGGCCCUUCCCUGGGCACCGCGCCCUCCCGCCAUCUCCUGCCCCCACGAAUCUCUCCGCGCUCUCCCCUCCCCCUCCCGGCAGGACGUACCAGCGGCUCUGGGCCGCCACGCACCAGACUCUGGGAGAGCUGCUGCUGCAGGAGCCGUUCCCGCCGGAGCCCGUGCCCGAGCGAGAACAAGACUCCUUCUUCUACAAGCUCUCCACGCUCUUCCUGCACUACCUGGGGAUGAUGCGGCGCCUGGACAUCAUCUACGACCAGAUGGUGCAGCCCCAGAAGCGGCGGCUGGUCCGGCGCCUCCUGGACGGCGUGGCCGGCCGCCUCCUGGAGCUCAAGGAGGAACUGGUGCAGGUGGAUUUCUCCGAGUACCACUGCCUGGACCACGUGCUUCAGGACCUCAAACUCACCCCGGCUGACCUAGAAAUCCCAAUUCCCAAAUACUUCAUGUUGGAGCAGGGGAAAGUGCUCCAGGAUCGGGAGGCAUUGAUUGAAGAAAUCAUGAACAGACUUGGGAGAAAGAGACGCAAGACUGUUGCUAAAAUUUUACCCCCGGCAGAGGCGAUAGCUAUGAUCCAACGUGCUGAACGGGCCAGGCAGGGCCGGCUUCGGGCCAAGUUCAUGCGAGAGAUUCGAAAGGACGUGGAACGUGAUCGAAGGAUGCGAGAAAGAAAGCAUCAGAUUGAUGGAAACUGGGCAGCUCUCAUCAUCCAAAAGAUUUGGAGAGGUUUCCUUCGGCGGAGGCAAAUUAAACAGGAGCGGAUGUUGGAGAUGAAAUUCAUCGGCAUGAUACCUUCCUCCAGCGAGGCUGAGCAUUCUGUGAUCAUGAACCGGGCCCAGAAUAGGGAGGAGCUGCGCAGACAGCGCCAGCAAGAGAAGGAGAUGGAGUACCAGGAGGCAAUAGCAGAAAUCCGACAUCAAGUGAAGGUUAAAGAAGGGCCCGACAUACAGGAAGAGAUGAAGAAGCAGAUCCGCCAGUGGUUCAUCGAGUGCCAUGACCUCACUGGCCGCUUCCCUGAAUAUCCAAGUGAUGAGAUUGGUGGUUCUGGUGUAAUCUUUUCAGAGAAGACACCACAACAGGUGAAAAGAGAAUUGGACAUUAUAGAUGAAGAAAACUUCAGAAAGAAGUGGGGAGACAAAUCACCAAAGGAAAAGAAAAAGGAGGCGGAAAAGCCUAAGAAAGUGGAGGAAGAUUUGCAGCAAAAGGCAUCCAAAUUUGUACCCAUUCUUAAUGAAGGGCAUAAGGAGUACCACACUAGAUGGGCAACUCCAAAUGUGCAGAUGUUCCCAGAUCAGGAUUUCAACCCUGACAUGAUUCGAAUAGCGGAGAAGAAGGAGGUGGAAGCAGAGAUCCGGGUCCAGGUGGACAAGCUGAUGCGUCAAGAGCUGCAGGCCCUGCGCUUGGUGGUAGAUAAGGAAAUGACAAGACCACAGAAAAUGAGGCUCAAAACCAAGCAAGGGAAGAAAGGCAAAAAGAAGAGGCAGGAGAAAGACCUGACUCCAAACAGAACCUUGGACUCAUUGUAUGAAGAACUCGUGGCAGAAGGCUUGAUCAAGAAGAGCGAAUAUGUGAGACUGUCUGAUUACAUUGGUGACUACUUAUAUCUUGGAUCUAUUUUGAAAUUGGGAAACACAGAACCAAUGCCAUCCCUAUUCGACUUGAGGCAGAAUGUAAUUCUGUAUGGGGUCCUGCGGCUUGGCUCUGCUGAAAUACAUGCUCUGGCUCCCCAUGUCCGAUCCAUUCUUCUGGUUGGCCCAUCUGGUACGGGGAAGAAGAUGCUAGUUAAUGCAGUUUGUACUGAGGCUGGGGCUAACUUGUUUGACCUGUCCCCGGAAAACAUAAAAGGAAAAUAUCCUGGCAAGGCAGGGCUGCAGUUGAUGAUGCACAUGGUCUUCAAGGUAGCUCGACUCAUACAGCCUUCUGUGAUCUGGAUUGGGAAUGCUGAGAAAACCUUUUAUAAGAAGGUUCCAAAAGAGGAGAAAUGGAUGGAACCCAAACGGAUAAAGAAGGACCUAGCAAAGGCUAUACGCCAGCUGCAGCCCGGUGACCGAAUAAUGCUAAUUGGAACAUCGAACCAGCCACAGAUUGCUGACAUUAACGGGCUGUGCAGAAUGUAUCAGAAGAUCCUGAUGGUGCCCCAGCCGGAUUACGCCUCCCGCUACCUUCUCUGGAAGCAUUUGAUUGAGAGUUAUGGGAAGCUUUUAGUAAACCGCAUAGAUCUCACUGCACUGACCAAGGUUUCGGAUGGCUACACUCCCGGAGUCAUAGCUAUGGCUGUCCGCUCUGUGAUGACUGAGAGGAGAAAGAUCCAACUGCUCAGCCGGCCGCUGAAGUCCCGUGAGUUUUUGGACUUUCUAGCCAAGAAGGAUCCAGUAUAUGAGGAAGAGAAGGAAUCGCUGAAGAAUUGGUACAUUAAGACUCCUCUGGGGAGGCAGCACUUUAAAACUGAUGAGGAACAAGCAAUGGAGGAGGCAGCAAGAUUGGCAAGAGAGAAGAAGAAGAAGUUAUGAAGUUCAAAGCAGGGCCAGAAUGGGAGGGAUGCUGAAACUAGGGUGUGAGGGGAAGCAUCCUCAGCGUGGAUGGGCUAGAUCAUAGAAGUAUAAACAUCUGAACAGCAGCUGUAGGGAUUAUGGGAAUGUGUGUGGAUGUCCAUCUCUGUGUCCCAUUUUCCCUGGUUUUAUUUCUCUAGUCCCAGUUCUUCAUGUUUUGCCUUCAUCCCCAUCCUGCCUUUCUAUGAACCUAUCUCAUGUUCAUCUCAGUUCCUAUUUCUUCCCUUCUCUUUUCUCGUCUUGAUCUCAAUCCCUGCUUCUGGCUUCAUCUUUGACUCUUGAGUAUUUUUCUGUAUUUCUUUUUCUUUCUACAUUAUGGAGUGAACAAAUAGGGAUAGGGAGUCUAGUAGAUUAGCAGGUGGAAAAGCCAAGAGAUUGAGGCAUGCUGCCAUGAAGCAAGGAAGUGCUAACUUGGAAAAUCUAAGUCUUUGCAUCUCUGGGUCUCAGUUUCCUCAUACAAAAAAGGGGGGGUUGAUUUCUACAAUCUUUGAGGUUCCUUCUAAAUCUAGCAUUCUAGGAUAUGCUCAACUAGGGGCACAAGAUAAGAUAGAUAUUCUCUCCUUUAAAAAUGUUAACUAUUGAUUUUUGCAUCCCCUUCAUUUUCCAAUAUAUCUCUCCACUCUCCCUCUCCCCAAGAACCAUCUCAAAAAAGAAGAAAACUCAACACUUUAGCAAAACAAAUAAUGUCAAUCUAUUCUAACAUUAUAUACGAUAUAAUAGUUUCCCACUUUUGCAAAGAAAGGAAGGAAAGAAAUGAAUGCAUUCUCAUAACUCUUUUGAAAGAGCCAUGCUUGACAAUUGUCAAUUGACACUGAUGUUGUUCCUUCCAUUUCUAUUAUUAUAGUUAUUACAUAUGCUAUUUUCCUAGUUCUUCUUAUUUCACUCUGCAUCAGUUCAUGUAAAUCUCUUCAUUCUAUUAUUGGAAUUGAUCAUAAUAUUAAUGUAAUUAUUAUAUUCAUCAUUUUGUUAAUAAAUUUUGUGCAGUGCAGUAGUAUUCCACCACUACAGUUUAUUCAAUCAUUCCCCAACUGAUGGACAUCUACUUUGUUUCCAGUUCUUGCUACCACAAAAAGUGCUAUAAAUGUUUUGGUGUACAUCAGCUCUUUCUUUUUACCAUUGAUCUCCUUGGGGCACAUGCGGUGCUGUGGGGUCUCUGGGUCAAAGAGUAGGGCCUUUUGAGUAUGGGCUUUUAAGCCGCUUUCUUAGCAUACUUCUCAUUUGCUUUCCAGAAUGGUGGGACAGUCACAGUUCCACUGACAAGGCAUUAGUGUGUCUGUCUCUUUCCACAACUCCAUCAGCACUGACUUCCUCUGUUCUUUCUGCUGGCCCCAAACCCAUUCUCAAAUGUCCAGCCCCACCCC